AUGACUAAGUUUUUGUUGGGUUCUUUUGCUUUAGGGCAUGAACAUUGUGCAGGGCCUUCUUUAAAGAAGAAGAAAACUAGUGAUCGAACUAUAGUGCACCCCAUCAAUCAGAACCACCAACACGAGUCUUCUUCACGAUCACCAGAUCAAUCGAUCAUAGCAAGAACUUCUUUGCAUAACAAGAAAACUCGUGGUCCAACAAAAGGUGCUGGCACUUACGACGUGGUUAAUAAGUCCCAGGGGCAAAUUCAGAUUCGGUUGGAUCCAGAGCAGAAAUUAGUGGAGGGUAUAAAGACUCACCCAUUGUUUGUCAAUGAGAUUGGAAUAAUCACUCGUGCGAAAGCUCCACUGAAUGUUCUAGGAUUGAAGAAAGUUCCUAAAGAGGAUAAGCAAGAAUGGGCAGAGGCACUGAAGUUCAACUUUGAUGUUGACCUCAUGGAUCCGGCUAUGUGGAGGUUUAUUGAUGAUCAUAUGUACUCCACUUAUAAAGAGUGGAAAUCGAAGCUCCAUAAACACUUUAAGAAGUUUUAUCCUGACAUUGAGCUUGCACGGGCUACACCUCCCCCCAAAGAACUAUUUGGUACGACACGAACAAUAGAGGAAUGGCAUUGGCUUAUUGAUAACUUGUACACAAAUGAGCAAUACCAGGUACUGUAA
Prunus avium (sweet cherry) is the source of this 657-nucleotide messenger RNA. Lineage: Eukaryota; Viridiplantae; Streptophyta; Magnoliopsida; Rosales; Rosaceae. The record is from RefSeq and is a predicted model, not a curated record.